AUGGGUUACAAUCUACUUUACCAUAAGGCCACCCUGGAUCCAGAAGUUGGAAUCAUUGUUGGGGCCUUGGUGGGUACCCUAGUAGGUGCUGCCAUUAUCACCUUUGCGGUGUGCUACGCAAGGAGCAAGGCAAAGGCAAAGGGGAAUGAAAGGAAGAGAACUUCUAAAACCACCACAGAACUCGAACCAAUGACAAACAGAGUUACAGAGUUCGAGACAAUGCCAUCUGAAGAUGUUAUUCAACUAGAAGCAACACCAACUUCCUUCCAUGAGAUUGAACCCGAUACCAUCCUGGGGGCAGAUCAUGGGCCUAUCACCAUUCCUGAGUCUUCCCUGGAGCCUGCCCCAGGACCUGAGCCUGCCCCGGUGCCUGAGCUUGAGAUCCAGCUGGAGCCCAAGCCCAAACCCGAGCCCAAGCCAGAGCCCGGGAUUGCAAUUGAAGCCUUGGGUGAUAAGGAAAAACCAGAAUAAGUCAUAGGCUGGUAGCCUAACUGCAGUGUUUAUCACUAAGGAACCCAUUACUGGCGCUUAGAAUUCAGUUGACCUAACCAAUCACCCACUACCUCCCUCCAUUCUGACCAACCCUCUUUUAACAAGGUGCUCCUACCAUCAAUCCAAAAUAAACAGGUCAAGAUAACUACUAAAUAAAUGCAAGGGUUCCUGCCUUACCAGUAAAAUGUACUUACAAUUUUACUAACACAUAAACAUAACUAAUUAUAAAA
This is a messenger RNA of Myotis brandtii (Brandt's bat), 722 nucleotides long. Its product is annotated as V-set and immunoglobulin domain-containing protein 1-like. Bases 1 to 471 code for a protein of 156 amino acids. The transcript has 3 exons. NCBI's taxonomy places the organism in Eukaryota, Metazoa, Chordata, Mammalia, Chiroptera, Vespertilionidae. The record is from RefSeq and is a predicted model, not a curated record. Gene Ontology annotation, cellular component: plasma membrane. Gene Ontology annotation, biological process: epithelial cell morphogenesis; maintenance of gastrointestinal epithelium.